GGUAGGGCUGCCAGAUCAGUUUGUCACCACCCAGGCUCCCUAGCCUUUGGCUGGGUGCAACUUCCAUUUUAGGUGUUGGAUCUGAGAGAAAAAAAAAAGAGAGAGAGAAAGAAGACCAGGAAAGAUCCUGAAAGGAGGAAGAGGUGGCCAAAAAUCAACUACCUUGCUGGAUUUGUCUUUCUCAGCACAUUGACGAAGCCUUGGGUUUCUUUCUUAAAGGACUGGUUUUUAGAAGUCCACAUUUGAGGUGUGUGCCUUUUUUUAAAAAAUGUGUGUACAGACGGGUAAAGGAGGAUAAGCCAAGUCGAAUUUUUGUGUUAUGCUCUCUUCUUCCUGCUUCCUCCUUGCUGUGGUGGCUGGGAUGCUUCUCCCAUGAUUUUUUGAAUCUAGACUGGGCUGUUCUCUGUGUUAAACCAAUCAAUUACGACCUUCUCUUAACAGUGUGAAGUGAGGGGGCCUUCUCCCUCCUUCCUCCUCCCUCUGUGAUCCACCUUCCUUUUUACCCUGCCCUGCGGCGGCUCCGCCCCUUACCUUCAUGGACGACUCAGAGGUGGAGUCGACCGCCAGCAUCUUGGCCUCUGUGAAGGAACAGGAGGCCCAGUUUGAGAAGCUGACCCGGGCGCUGGAGGAGGAACGGCGCCACGUCUCGGCGCAACUGGAACGCGUCCGGGUCUCACCACAAGAUGCCAACCCACUCAUGGCCAACGGCACCCUCACCCGCCGGCAUCAGAACGGUCGGUUUGUGGGCGAUGGUGACCUUGAGCGACAGAAAUUUUCAGAUCUGAAACUCAACGGACCCCAGGAUCACAGUCACCUUCUCUAUAGCACCAUUCCCAGGAUGCAGGAGCCAGGGCAGAUUGUGGAGACCUACACGGAGGAAGACCCUGAGGGAGCCAUGUCUGUUGUCUCCGUGGAGACCUCAGAUGAUGGAACCACUCGUCGCACAGAGACCACAGUCAAGAAAGUAGUGAAGACUGUGACAACACGGACAGUACAGCCAGUCCCUGUGGGACCAGAUGGGCUGCCUAUGGAUGCCUCUUCAGUUUCUAACAACUAUAUCCAGACUCUGGGUCGUGACUUCCGUAAGAAUGGCAAUGGGGGACCUGGUCCCUACGUGGGGCAGGCAGGCACUGCUACCCUUCCUAGGAACUUCCACUACCCUCCUGAUGGAUAUAGCCGCCACUAUGAAGAUGGUUAUCCAAGCAGCAGUGACAACUAUGGCAGUCUGUCCCGGGUGACCCGCAUUGAAGAGCGUUAUAGGCCCAGCAUGGAAGGUUAUCGGGCACCCAGUAGACAGGAUGUCUACGGGCCCCAGCCCCAGGUUCGGGUAGGUGGGAGCAGUGUGGAUCUGCAUCGCUUUCAUCCAGAGCCUUAUGGUCUAGAGGACGACCAGCGUAGCAUGGGCUACGAUGACCUGGAUUAUGGCAUGAUGUCUGAUUAUGGCACUGCCCGUCGAACUGGGACACCCUCUGACCCUCGCCGACGCCUCAGGAGCUAUGAAGACAUGAUUGGUGAGGAGGUGCCACCGGACCAGUACUAUUGGGCUCCUUUGGCCCAGCAUGAACGGGGAAGUUUAGCAAGCUUGGAUAGUCUGCGCAAGGGAGGGCCCCCACCCCCCAAUUGGAGACAGCCAGAGCUGCCAGAGGUGAUUGCCAUGCUAGGCUUCCGCUUGGAUGCGGUCAAGUCCAAUGCAGCUGCAUAUCUGCAGCAUUUGUGCUAUCGCAAUGACAAGGUGAAGACUGAUGUUCGGAAGCUCAAGGGCAUCCCAGUACUGGUGGGAUUGUUAGACCACCCCAAAAAGGAAGUGCACCUCGGAGCCUGUGGAGCGCUCAAGAAUAUCUCUUUCGGACGGGACCAGGAUAACAAGAUUGCCAUAAAGAACUGUGACGGUGUUCCUGCCCUUGUGCGAUUGCUCCGAAAGGCUCGCGAUCUGGACCUCACUGAAGUCAUUACUGGGACCCUGUGGAAUCUCUCAUCUCAUGACUCAAUCAAAAUGGAGAUUGUGGAUCAUGCACUGCAUGCCUUGACAGAUGAAGUGAUCAUUCCGCAUUCUGGUUGGGAGAGGGAACCUAAUGAAGAUUGUAAGCCACGCCAUAUUGAGUGGGAGUCAGUGCUCACCAACACAGCUGGCUGCCUUAGGAAUGUCAGCUCAGAGAGAAGCGAAGCUCGCCGGAAACUUCGGGAAUGUGAUGGUUUAGUAGAUGCCCUCAUUUUCAUUGUUCAGGCUGAGAUCGGGCAGAAGGAUUCAGACAGCAAGCUUGUGGAGAACUGUGUUUGCCUCCUUCGCAACUUGUCGUAUCAAGUUCACCGGGAGAUCCCACAGGCAGAGCGUUACCAAGAGGCACCUCCCAAUGUUGCCAACAGUACUGGGCCACAUGCUGCCAGUUGCUUUGGGGCCAAGAAGGGCAAAGAUGAGUGGUUCUCCAGAGGGAAGAAACCCACAGAAGAUCCAGCAAACGAUACAGUGGAUUUCCCUAAAAGAACUAGUCCUGCUCGAGGCUAUGAGCUUUUAUUUCAGCCAGAGGUGGUUCGGAUAUACAUCUCACUCCUCAAGGAGAGCAAGACUCCUGCCAUCCUAGAAGCCUCAGCUGGAGCUAUCCAGAACUUGUGUGCUGGGCGCUGGACGUAUGGUCGAUACAUCCGCUCUGCUCUGCGUCAAGAGAAGGCUCUUUCUGCCAUUGCUGACCUCUUGACCAGUGAACAUGAGCGGGUAGUGAAAGCCGCAUCUGGGGCACUGAGAAAUCUGGCUGUGGAUGCUCGCAACAAGGAAUUAAUUGGUAAACAUGCUAUUCCUAACUUGGUGAAGAAUCUGCCAGGAGGGCAACAGAGCUCUUCCCAGAAUUUCUCUGAGGACACCGUGGUCUCUAUUUUGAAUACCAUCAACGAGGUUAUUGCUGAGAACUUGGAGGCCGCCAAAAAGCUUCGAGAGACACAGGGUAUCGAGAAGCUGGUGUUGAUCAACAAAUCAGGGAACCGCUCAGAAAAAGAAGUUCGAGCAGCAGCACUUGUAUUACAGACGAUCUGGGGGUAUAAGGAACUACGGAAGCCACUGGAGAAAGAAGGAUGGAAGAAAUCAGACUUUCAGGUGAAUCUAAACAAUGCUUCUCGAAGCCAGAGCAGUCACUCAUAUGAUGAUAGCACACUCCCUCUCAUUGACCGGAACCAGAAGUCAGAUAAGAAACCUGAUCGGGAAGAAAUUCAGAUGAGCAAUAUGGGAUCAAACACAAAAUCAUUAGAUAACAACUACUCUACACUGAACGAGAGAGGGGACCACAAUAGAACACUGGAUCGAUCCGGGGAUCUAGGUGAAAUGGAGCCAUUGAAGGGAACACCCCUGAUGCCGGACGAGGGGCAGGAAUCUCUGGAGGAAGAGUUGGAUGUGUUGGUUUUGGAUGAGGAGGGGGACCAGGUGUCUUACCCCCCCAUGGUAUGUCCUCCAGCCACCCCCAAGAUCAUCACUGAGGAAGGAGGCCCCUGUGUGCCAGCAGUUUGCCAAUCACGCUGAUCUGAUCAGGCCAGAGACACAAGUCUCAGCCACAUGUGCUUGGGGCGCGAGUCUGUGAUUGUUACCUCCUCCGAGGCUGGGACAUGCUGCUGCUGCUAUGAUUCUCCAUUGUGUGCUACUUCCCUGCCUCCAGAUUUGUUCAACUGUCUUUGGGGC
Messenger RNA from Pteropus alecto (black flying fox), 3661 nucleotides. It is a transcript of the gene CTNND1, whose product is annotated as catenin delta 1. The transcript is spliced from 21 exons. Gene Ontology annotation, biological process: cell-cell adhesion; cell-cell junction assembly. The record is from RefSeq and is a predicted model, not a curated record. Gene Ontology annotation, molecular function: cadherin binding. NCBI's taxonomy places the organism in Eukaryota, Metazoa, Chordata, Mammalia, Chiroptera, Pteropodidae. Gene Ontology annotation, cellular component: plasma membrane; nucleus; adherens junction. Bases 536 to 3505 code for a protein of 989 amino acids.